Molecule: messenger RNA, 5246 nt
Organism: Neocloeon triangulifer
Lineage: Eukaryota; Metazoa; Arthropoda; Insecta; Ephemeroptera; Baetidae
Exons: 45
Coding region: 392-5245 (1617 amino acids)
Biological process (GO): sensory perception of smell; olfactory behavior
Cellular component (GO): extracellular region
Molecular function (GO): dibutyl phthalate binding; odorant binding
Source: RefSeq, a predicted model, not a curated record
AAUUAUUCUAGAAAUAUAAGCUUCUCGAUCGCCAAAAUUAAAAAACUUUCAAUCAGAGCGAGAUAUUAAUUAAUUCCCUCGGGACAACUUUGUCGGGUUGCUAAACUCGUCCUCGCUUUUCUCCCACAUGACAAUCGGACACGCCCAAAUAUGAUUAGUAAUGGCUUUCUUUGUUUACCAAGUGCAUCGUGUCUCGUCGGGGUCAAGAUUAAGCCCAAAUUCGGCCCGAAAAAGCAAAAAAAUCGGCCGAAAUGCAACGUGAGAAGGAGCACUGCAGUCGGCGCAGCAGCGUAGCGAGUUUAACUGACUCGGGAGAGCCGCUCCCAGGCCAGUCUGACUCGCCGCCGGAAAGGCUGCUAUGGAGGCAUAAAUCACCAGACUCGCAUCAACCAUGGGUAAAAUUAGUUGGCUGCCGUGGCGACUGAUUCUUCUCGUUAUGGCUCUCACAAUUUAUGCAGCAGUUGAAGCAAAGAAAGGUGGCAGAAGAGUUGCAAUUGUCAAGUGCUGCGGGAGAAAAUCGUGUUCAAAAACGUUUGGUACACAAAUUAAGGUUACGAACACAACGAGCGCCAAAAACACGAUGGAACGUAAAACCGAGUCAUCCACGUCACCAGAAACGGCUCCUGCAGAAGCAGAAACCGAUCCUCCAAACGAAACUCCACUUCCGUCUGAAGAGAUAACAACUGUAGAGAUUCCAAUCAAUGAGAUUGCAACUUCAGAACAAACUACCGAAUCGCCAACAACUGGAACCACAUCAGCAGUAGACCAAUUAUUAAGCUCUGGUUUACCAGUUUUACCAGCCACAUCAGACAGCACAGGCACUUCUAACUCAGAAACCACUGCAUUAACAGCAACUUCUUCAAUAACCAAUACAAUAUCAACCACUUUAUCAAAAGUCACAAUAAAUAAUGUAACUCCAACUGCGCCAAAAAUGAUGCCAUCGACAACAACCGAAACAACUACCACAAAAAUCACAACUACCACAAAACCUCCCACUAAUGAGGAGCUUGUUCUUGGAAAAUGUGAAACUACGUUUGAAAAAGAUACGACCUUGCUUAACAAUGAUGGGACUGUAAAAGAUCCUGAUAAAUAUGGAUUUUGGGUGCAGUCGUGCGGGCAACAGUUUCUCUUUGGAAAAUCUUUGGCCACGUGGAGAGACAAUUUCAUCAGAUGCUACGCAAUUGGCAUGGAACCAAUUUCUUUUGAGGAUGCAACAAAACGUGACUGUUUCUUAAGUUUGGUUUCCAAGUGGAAGUACAGCUCCAAUUACUGGACUUCCGGAUUGAGAGUGAACAGAAGUGACUUUUCGUGGUGUACCAAAAAAGGGUCACUUACAGUUGAAAGAACGAAAAUUUCCUGGGUGGUGGGUCAGCCCCAAAAUUUCAACAACAGCGAAAAUUGCCUACACCUCAACGUCUCAAGAACGAAUGGAAAUUUCUCAUUUUCGGACAGAAUGUGCACCGAACCUCAGAUUUUUGCAUGUCAAGGACCAACAACUCCAGCCCCAACAUGCUCAAGCCCUCUGUGCCCAAAUGUAACUUGCGCAAAAAAUACACUUUUCUACACAAAUAUGGGAAAAUCGCAAUAUUUAACAAAUCCCAAUUUGCAUGGGAGUUGGUUCACAUAUAACGGACGGAGUUAUUUAUUCAGUUCAACAAACAAAACCACCAGUUAUUUAGGAGCGAUGCAAGCAUGUUGUGAGGUUGGGAUGACUUUGCUGAGUUUGGAGUUUGACUACAAGUACAAAUCAGUCGUUCAGGCCAUUAAAGAAAAUGCAUCUUUGAGUGAUUAUUUCUGGACUUCCGGGAGCGAUCGCGGAUGCGAGUCAAAAUUCGGGUAUUGCACGGCAAAAAGGAUUUUGCGCCAAGAGGCCGUUUGGGCUCCAGGUCAACCGGACAACGCUGGCGGAAACGAAAAUUCUGUUGCUGUUUUCAUCGAUUCGGCAAAAGCGCAGUUGUUUGACUACAAUGAGGACUCUAAAUUAAGAUACAUUUGCGAGGCCAGGGACACUUCAGGAUCAAAUUCAGGCGGAACUGCUGUUAGAGACGAGUGUGUUGCAAUUUACAACGUCAGUCAGGCUGAGAUCGACAGUAUUUUGAACCCUAACAUUAUAAAAGACACAAGAUUAAAGUGUUUCAUAAAGUGUUUGGGUGAAAACGCUGGUUUGAUGGUGAACGGAAAGUUUGUGGAGAAUGAUGUUUUGGCCACUUUGGAGAAAAUGUCUGUUGGGAAUUGGACCGAACUGCAGAAAUCUAUGCAAGUAAUGGACGAGUGUGGACAAUCAACAUACGGAAUGGACGAGUGUGACAAAGCGGCCCAAAUGAUAAAAUGCAGUAGCGAGAAAGCGCCUGAAGUUCUUAACGGCAUAAUUAUGACCAUGGACCAGUCUAUGCCCAUUGAAAAACCUGCAAUGCCGCCUCCAGCGUUCUGUUACGAUACAAAAAACUGCAAUGUGAAUCCACUUUACGUAAAUGAAGUGACCAGCUGCACUGGAAACUGCACGGUUACCAAAGGUUACGUGCGAACCGUUUGCGGCAAGAAGUACCUAGUUUACAACGGUCAAGGAACUUUUCUGCAAGCGUUCACUUAUUGUUGCUCUCACGGAAUGGAUCUUGCAUCUAUUGAAACCGCAGCAGAAAUUCAAUGCUUGGCUGGGAUAAGCAAUAUAUUUUCCGAAAAAACCCACGCAAACACUGUUGUCACUGUGGCAUGUGAAUCGAUAUCUGAACGAAGUUCCAUGAGGCCCUCCACAAUAAUUCUCCUUGUUAUCCUUUUCAUGGUGGUGGAGAUGGCUGCCGAUCGAUAUAAAGUAAAAUUAGCAAGAUCAAAAAACAACAAAAUAGCUCUUCGGGCUGCGAUUAUCAAAUGUUGCGGCCAAAAUUCGUGCAUCAAUUCAAAGAAGAAAGGCAAUAAUGGAACAGCAGCGAUUUUGAACAAACAGACGACAAAAGCCUCAUCAGGGGCCAACGUUGAAGACCAGCAACCAGCAGAUCAGGAUGAAGGAUCCAAUGCACAAUCAGACCAGGAGACAACCACAGUAGCUUCUGAUGGAGGUGCCGAAGUAGCAAAUCCUGGACAGGUCAGCGAUUCAGCAACUCAGGGAAAUCCUGAAACUUCAAGUCAAGCCGAUCCUGUGUCAGUUAGCUCUGAAAAUAAUUCUGGAACUGGUAGCGUUGCACCAGAGCAGCCAGUAUCAAGUAGCAGUGCGACUAGUGCCAGUUCUUCUUCAACAACAGUUGCCAGCAAUUUGGGCAAUGACCAGCAAGCAUCUUCUUCAUCAGUUGCAACCACUUCAACCACUUUUCUUCAAACUUCUACCACAACAGCGACAGUAUUUGUGAACGAAGAAAAUUGCAACCUGACUGUUCAAACAAACAUGUCACUCAUAAACCAAGAUAAUUCAGUUAAAGAUUCACAAAAGUAUGGCUACUGGGAAGAAGCCUGCGGUCAUCAGUUCCUGUUCGGGAAAUCCCUGGUAAAUUUCAUUGCAUUGUAUUUUGCCAUAUACCUUGCAAAUUUCAAGGGAACAUGGAGGGAAAAUGUAAUGAUGUGUGGAAAAAUUGGAAUGGAGCCAAUUUCGCUUGAGAGUAGAGAGAAACUGGAAUGCUUCAAUAAGAGCCUGAUUUCUAGGUGGAAGUACGGAUCUUAUUAUUGGACAUCUGGUUUCAAACUGAGCGGAAAAGAGUUUUCUUGGUGCUUGAAAAACGGUUCAGUUGCAAUUCAGCAGCAAGUAGAGAGACUAAACGAUCCUAAUUCAAACUGCGUGGUCACAAAUAUAAGUCGUGGAAACGCUUCUGUCUUCACAUUAUCAUCAGCUUCAUGUAAUGCAUCAUACUUUCUCGCUUGCCAGGGACGUCCAACUGUGGCACCAAACUGCUCAUCACCCACAUGCCCAAACAUCACAUGCGCGAAAAAUCCAUUUUUCUACGUAACCAAUGUGACGACCUAUUUAAAAGAUCCAAGAGUGCAUGGAACUUGGUUUUCUUAUCGCGGCCGGAAGUUUCUGUUCAGUCAAUUGAAAAUUAAAAAGACAUUUACCGGAGCAAUGACAGCAUGCUGUGAGAUAGGAAUGAGUUUGUUAAGCCUCGAGUAUGAUUUCAAAUACGAUUCAAUAAAAGCGGCAAUUAAAGAUGGCAGUGUUUCUAAAGCGGAUAUAUUUUGGACUUCUGGCUCUGACAGCGGUUGUGAAGGUGCCUUUGGAUAUUGCACCGCAAAACGAAUUUUACGACAAGAAGCGAUUUGGGCUCCAACACAGCCGGACAAUGCGGGCGGAAGAGAAAACGCCGUGGCCGUUUUCGUCAACGGCACUAACAUAGCUUUGUCUGAUUUCAGCGAAGACACGGAAUUCAGAUACAUAUGUGAAGCUCGAGACACACCUAAUGCUGAGUCUGGAGGUGCCGCAAUUAGGGAGGAAUGCUCAACCGUUUAUGACGUGACUCAAAAGGAAAUUGACAAUCUGCUGAACAAUACAGACAAACUAGACCUCCGCUUGAAGUGUUUCUUGCGAUGCGUUGGGGAGAAUGCAGGCUUGAUGGUGAAUGGGAAGUUUGUCGAUAACGAUGUCAUAGCAGUUCUGGAAAAAAUGGCGGGCGGAAAUCUGGACGAGUUAAAGAAAAAUAUCGCUGUCAAAGACGAUUGUCAAAACGCCGCCAACGGAAUGGACGAGUGCGAUAAAGCGGCCCAAUUGAUCAAGUGUACAAAGGAUAAAGCUCCUGACGUCUUGACCGGAGUCAUUAUGUCCCUCGAUAAAUCCAUUCCUUUAGAAAAACUGGAAAAUUUCCCCACUGCGACGUGUCCGAAAAUGUCUUGCACAAUCAACGCAACCCUUCAGCAGUCGUUUCAGUCUGCUGCUCCUAGUUCUACGCUCGUUGACGGUGACGUGCGAUCCAACUGCGGAUACAAAUUUUUUCACGUUAGAAGAGAUUUGACCCUCCAGGGUGCCUAUGACAUUUGUUGCCAGUAUGGUUUGAAAUUGGUAUCAAUUGAUUAUGUUGAAAUGGUCCAAUGCCUCUACGACGUUUAUUACGCAUCGCCUAGAAUGACUUGGGUGGCCGGCAGUGGCUUCGACAGUCCAGAUAACCCACGCUGGUGCACUUCUACACGGCCCUUUUCCACAGCGGGUUUUGCGUUUGUCACCCCGCCAAAGGACACAUCAUCGUUUGCUUAUGGAAUCAAAAUGACUGAAAAGUCACUGGCAGUGCUAAACACUGCUGUAGAAAUUGCUAACUUUGCCUUGUGUGUCUAAA